Didymosphaeria variabile is the source of this 474-nucleotide messenger RNA. RefSeq lists its product as uncharacterized. Gene Ontology annotation, biological process: mitochondrion organization. The record is from RefSeq and is a predicted model, not a curated record. The transcript is spliced from 2 exons. The coding region runs from base 1 to 474 and encodes 157 amino acids. Gene Ontology annotation, cellular component: nucleus; mitochondrion. Lineage: Eukaryota; Fungi; Ascomycota; Dothideomycetes; Pleosporales; Didymosphaeriaceae.
AUGCCUCGUCAACGUGGUGGAUCUGCUCCCCCUCGCCGUCCUACGGCUGCCCCGGCCAGGCCUGCUGCUCCAGCUCCUGCGCCCGCCCGUCACUCGUCCACCGCUGCUGCUCCUCCGGCUCAGCAGCAUGCGCCACCCCAGCAGGCCGCUCCUGCUCCCCAGGCGAGCCAGGGACCCGGACUCUUCGGACAGAUGGCUAGCACCGCUGCCGGUGUCGCAGUGGGCUCCUCCAUCGGCCAUGCCAUCGGCGGUUUCUUCGGCGGCGGCUCCUCUGCGCCCGCCGAGGCCUCCCCCCAGAACACCGACUUCGCGCAACAGCACCAGCAGACGCAGCAGAGCCAGCCGUCCGGCCCCUGCGCUGGUGACAUCAAGAACUUCAACACUUGCAUGACCGAGAACCAGGGCAACUUGACCAUCUGCGGGUGGUACCUGGAUCAGUUGAAGGCGUGCCAGCAGGCGGCGGCCCCUUACUAG